This is a messenger RNA of Thrips palmi, 1189 nucleotides long. RefSeq names its product inositol oxygenase. Gene Ontology annotation, biological process: inositol catabolic process. Gene Ontology annotation, molecular function: inositol oxygenase activity; iron ion binding. The record is from RefSeq and is a predicted model, not a curated record. NCBI's taxonomy places the organism in Eukaryota, Metazoa, Arthropoda, Insecta, Thysanoptera, Thripidae. Gene Ontology annotation, cellular component: cytoplasm. The coding region runs from base 147 to 1019 and encodes 290 amino acids. The transcript has 5 exons.
GGUUGACGCCGCUGUCGGUGGCGGUGGUGGUGGAGUCCGCGGAGGUGAUAACGACUCCAAUAAAGUGCCGGAGGCGCGAUCCGACUCGAGCCAGUGUCUGUUUACAUUCGGCAGCGACCACAGUGUACCAAAGCGUGCCAAGCAGGAUGACCGCCACCGCGGAGCACAUGCUGGACGUGUCGGAGCUGUUGAGGCCGGAGCCCUCCUUCGCCACCAAGCCGAUCGUGCAGUUCCGCGACUACACCAUCGACCCCACCGACCCCAUCAAGGAGCGCGUCCGCAAGCUAUACCAUGAGAUGCACACCCAGAUGACGGUGGACUUCGUCAAAGAGCGCCGCGCCAACUGGCUCAAGUUCGACAAGUUCAAGGCCACCAUGAUGGAGGCCGUCACCAAGAUGUCCAACUUCCUGGACCAGAGCGACCCCGACGUGGACACCCCCAACAUCAUGCACGGCUUCCAGACGGCCGAGGGCAUCCGUAAGGAGCACCCUGACAAGGGCUGGUUCCAGCUGGCGGGCCUCAUCCACGACGUCGGCAAGAUCCUGCACCUGUACGGAGAGCCCCAGUGGGCCACCACCGGCGACACCUUCCCCGUGGGCUGCGAGUGGGGACCCUCCGUCGUGUACCGCGACACCAGCUUCCGGGACAACCCCGACGGCAAGCACCCCGUCUACUCCACCAAGAACGGCAUGUACAAGCCCCACUGCGGCUUGGAGAACGUGCUCAUGUCCUGGGGCCACGACGAGUACAUCUACCAGGUGCUCAAGCACAACAAAUCCACACUACCCGACGAGGCCCUCUACAUGGUCAGGUUCCACUCCUUCUAUCCCUGGCACUCAAGUGGCGACUACAUGCACCUUUGCAAUGAGAAGGACCUGAAGAUGCUUCCAUGGGUCCUGGAAUUCAACAAAUAUGACCUUUACACAAAGACUGACGAUGAUCUCCCUGAUGUUGAAGCCCUCAAGCCUUACUACCAGUCAUUGAUUGAUCAGUAUAUUCCUGGAGUUCUUGAAUGGUAAAGUGCAGCCAAUUCCAAGUCUCAAACUAAAUGUUCUGUAUAUAAAUACAAUUUCAAUGUACAAAGCAUAUUAUGUGUAAUAUGUAUUUAUUUAUGUUAAGGUAAUUCCUACUCUGUAAAAUUGUUUUACCAGGGAGUUGAAGGACUUCUGAAUAAAACACAAGCUAAUGA